AUGGCUUCUUCUUCUGAGCUCAUAGUGAGUCGCGUACAGCCGUGCUCGAAGCUCGGUUUUUCGAUGCCGAUCCCUUCUAUGGCAGGCUGGUAUGUGCAGGUCACGGAUGACUCUGGUAAUCUUCUCUACGCGCUCUCAACUCCUUCAUUUCCCAAACCCGCUCUGACAGCAAAGGGCCUAAUUCACGCGCUCCUAUCCACGUGCUGUUCGCACCUGGGAUGCCGGCCAACAUUGCUGCACGCGUGUCCCGAUAACGGUGAAAGUCACGACAGGUCAACUCGACCAGAGGCUAUGUUUGGAUCGUGCAGAGUGAUUUUAUCCGCAGAAGAAAUGAGCGAACCUCGCGAGGCAACGUAUAGUGAGCUCGAUAGACGCAAGAUGCGUGUGGACUCGGUUGAAAGAUACGAAACAACUGAAAGACGAGAGAGAACCAACUGUUUGACAACAGGACUCACCAGGAACCGCAGCAGUGAUGGAAUGCUCGCUGAAACAGGGCGGAGAGUUUACGUAUUUUUUCUGUGUCAAGUUCCGCACGAUGAAUCCGUGGAUAAUAUAGAUGCUGUGAAAGCCUUGGUAAACCGGUCUUUGUCGGUGAUCGAAUCUGAAGUACGCAUCCUGCUACAGGGUGUCGGUAUCAAUUUCCAAGGACACAAGGCGUUUCAGGAUCGGCUGAGGCUCUUGCGAACGGCGCUCAAGCCGCUUACUCAACGCUUGGCUUUCCUCCUUGGUUCGCUCAAACCCUCGGGCUUGGACUGUAAUUCUCAUCAGACGUAA
Molecule: messenger RNA, 774 nt
Organism: Toxoplasma gondii ME49
Lineage: Eukaryota; Apicomplexa; Conoidasida; Eucoccidiorida; Sarcocystidae
Exons: 3
Coding region: 1-774 (257 amino acids)
Source: RefSeq, a predicted model, not a curated record